UCAGUGUGUUUUGUUUUGAUCGUGCUGUUCCGCAACAAACAACAACAAAAAGAAAAAAGAAACGUGACGGAAAAGCUAUUUUCCCUUCUUCCUCCCUUUGCAGUAUUUUGACUGAACGCCUGCGGCAUUCAACAAGUUGAUAGAUACAGUUUAAGUACAGAGUGGUGUUCACGUUCCUGCCCCAGACUUUGUAACAACAACGGCUGACCAUGUCGUCCCGGCCCCAGGUUUAUUUGACCCGCAAGGAAUGCUUCAGCGCGUGCCAUCGUUUGCACAGCCCGUUCCUGAGUGAGGAAGCGAACCGGCAGGUGUACGGAAAAUGCAACAAUCCCAAUGGCCACGGACACAACUAUACCGUGGAGGUGACGGUGCGCGGCCCGGUCGACGGCAAGACGGGCAUGGUGAUGAACAUAACCGACCUGAAGGAGUACAUGAACCAGGCGAUCAUGAAAAAGCUGGACCAUCUCAACCUGGACAAGGACGUGCCGUACUUCAAGAACCUGGCCAGCACCACCGAAAACGUGGCCAUCUUCAUCUGGGACAGCCUGAAGCUGAUCAUGGACAAGCCGGAGCUGCUGUACGAGAUAAAGAUACACGAGACGGACAAGAACGCGGUCAUCUAUCGGGGCGAGAAGCACACGGUCGGGCAUCACCAUCAUAACGAGACGGUAAAGCAGUCGCGCGUGACCAACUCGUCCGAAAACUCGUCCAACAUGUCGUCCGACUCGGACAGUUAGGCGUUAGACGUUCGGGGAUGAGACCAUUGAACAGUAUAUUUACCAGUACUACAUUGCAAAACACUGAAACGAUCUGAAACGCGUACAUCCCAUGACACAAGACUUCCGGCACAAGCCAGGGUGAAUAUGUUUGGCAUUGACAAAAGGAUUUGCGCAACAGGUACUUCUUCCUUUAGGAAAUAAUAAAAAAAACCCGCUCAUUUUUCGGCUAUAAUGCUUAAA
This is a messenger RNA of Anopheles coluzzii, 959 nucleotides long. It is a transcript of the gene purple, whose product is annotated as 6-pyruvoyl tetrahydrobiopterin synthase. Gene Ontology annotation, biological process: tetrahydrobiopterin biosynthetic process. Lineage: Eukaryota; Metazoa; Arthropoda; Insecta; Diptera; Culicidae. Gene Ontology annotation, cellular component: mitochondrion. The coding region runs from base 210 to 737 and encodes 175 amino acids. The transcript has 3 exons. The record is from RefSeq and is a predicted model, not a curated record. Gene Ontology annotation, molecular function: 6-pyruvoyltetrahydropterin synthase activity.